GAAAUGACUACGGAAGAUGAGAAAGCGCGGUUCGAAGAGGACGAGUACUGGGCAAAUCCCGACCCCGUCAAAGAGAACGGUGUCGGUUGCAGGUGCAGGUGUGACACAGAUAUCGUGGAUGUUGAGGGUAAACAAGGCAGCUGUCUUGCCGAGUGGGUAGAAGUUGCGGGAGGUUGGGCUUCUCCCUAGAUUCGGGCAACUUCAUGCUUUGUCCGCUGUAUAGUCACCGCCUCCUCGUUUCCAUGCCUUUUUUGUUCAACUAUGAGCAUUACUCGGGUUGCCGUUGGAGUUAUUGUUGCUUGAUCCGUCAUCUUAUGUUGGCUGUGGGGUUCUGGGCGGCGUUCAACGGAUCUGACAGCUUCUUUCAUGGAAAAUGGUGUGAUCAUUCUCAUCAAUAUUCACAAAUUCAUCUAGCGUGCUUUGUAUGUUUUCACUUGGAUUGCCGCGUUCUUGUUAAAACAGGGAGACUUUCUUCUGGAAGAAGACGGUUACUGUCCAGCCGUCAGCUUCAAGUUAGUCACCGAGAACCUCUACCGGAAUCUAUGUCCGGUCUCUCCACAGGCAGGACCGUUCUCUCUACGUCGCUCUUGGCUACGUUGAGAAUUUCACGCCUCUGUUUCUCGCGGCCUCUGACCAAGGCUCGAUGCGCGCUAGCCUGGUUUCGAUUAUGCCUCCUGCUCCGCAAUUCUCUUUGGCAUAUUACUGUAUGUUCCGUUCACCUCAGGAACGUGGCUGUCAUUGGGUACAAUACUAAGUUUCGGUGGGCCGAUGAAGAUGGAACUACUUGCGGCGUUAACCCUUCUUGGUCCGCUUAUCCUUGCAGAGACCACUAAUCUAUGCCCGAUGUCCUGAUGCACUGCCUUGCCCUGUUCUAUAUCUCACCUUUAUUCCUACCCUUUCUCGCCGUUAUGUCAUGAAUUGUACAUAUCUUCUUUUUUUCUCUUCCUUUCCUUGUUCUGAAAUCCUGGUGAAACUAGGUCAUUUUAGAUGCAUAGCCGCAAAGAACGCAAAGAAACGACUCCCA
Aspergillus pseudotamarii is the source of this 1024-nucleotide messenger RNA. RefSeq lists its product as uncharacterized. The transcript has a single exon. The record is from RefSeq and is a predicted model, not a curated record. Lineage: Eukaryota; Fungi; Ascomycota; Eurotiomycetes; Eurotiales; Aspergillaceae. Bases 204 to 833 code for a protein of 209 amino acids.